Camellia sinensis is the source of this 681-nucleotide messenger RNA. Its product is annotated as B12D protein. The record is from RefSeq and is a predicted model, not a curated record. Lineage: Eukaryota; Viridiplantae; Streptophyta; Magnoliopsida; Ericales; Theaceae.
UCCGCCCCAUCAUCGUCGUCGUCAUCAUCAUCAUCUUCAUCAUCGUUCUCUACGCGGUAAGAACAUACCAAAGCCACCACUGCCAGACUCUGUAUAUAUACCAUUCCAUUUCAUGAUCAAAUAGUAUAGUCUAUACAUACAUACAUAUAUUCACUUUAAAUAUAUUUGGUGCACAUCUGUAUUGCUUGUUGGAUCAAAUUCUCAGAGCUGAAAAAAGGGUGACAGUUUUCGGAAUGGGCCGUUGGAUCAGACCAGAGGUGUAUCCUCUAAUGGCAGCAAUGACCUUUGUAACCAGCAUGUGUGUUUUUCAGCUAACAAGGAACAUGCUCACGAACCCUGAUGUCAGAAUCAACAAAGCACACAGGAAGACGGCAGUGCUUGAAAAUGAAGAGGAAGGAGAGAGAUACGCCCAACAUGGCCUCCGCAAUUUCCUCCGCACUCGCCCUCCCGAGGUCAUGCCUUCCAUCAACCACUUCUUCUCCUCCUCCGACACCACCAAAUAGAUCUAAAAAUAUAAAUACAGUACAUGAUUUGAAGGAAACUUAUAUAUGUAUAUUUGGUCCACAAUAUUCAUCAAGUUCUGCUCUGUACUAUUAAGUACUGCUUGUGUGUUGUUUUAAAACUGUGUGACUCGUCCAUGUUAAUUACAAUAAAAAUUAGCUUAUGCUCUCCUUUUGUUCA